This is a messenger RNA of Penaeus chinensis, 1546 nucleotides long. RefSeq names its product WASH complex subunit 2-like. Lineage: Eukaryota; Metazoa; Arthropoda; Malacostraca; Decapoda; Penaeidae. The coding region runs from base 113 to 1351 and encodes 412 amino acids. The transcript has 9 exons. The record is from RefSeq and is a predicted model, not a curated record.
UUCUCGUCGCAUAUACUCCGUGAGGACAACAAUCAGCUGAUCAGUCCCUCGACAGCUAGAGUGACUUACAUGUGUAAUUAAAAAGCAUUUACAUGUGUGAUUAAGCCUCAAAAUGGGUUCAGCAGAAGGGGGAAGUGGGAGUGAGCGAUGGUGGGAAAGCCCCACACUCACACAGGCUGAUCUCCGCCAGUAUGGGGAAUCUUGGAGCUUGGCUGCAGAUGCUGCAACUGCCACAUUGCUUCAGAGUAUAUCACAGCGACUGGUGUCAAGAACUCAUGAAGUUGAAGGUGCUCUCAAGAAAGUGCUGGACGAGACGGACUCUGUAAUGACUGCAAUUUCCAACACCAAUAAUUCCUUUCACCAACUGGCCAAUACUCAGUUCAUUGAAAAUCGAACAUAUCAGGAUGAUGCUGAUGUAGCUAGGGAUGAACCAGACAAGCAGGAAAAGGUACCACCAACAGAGGAGGAAGUGAUUGCAAGAUGUAGGUCAGCCAUAGCUGAGGGUUUAUCUCUUGUGAGCAGGAGUUAUGAGCGGCAUGAAAUUCAGGACUCAGAUUCCGAUGAUGAAGAUAGCCCAAGCAGUCCUGUUCCUGUGUAUGCUCUCAUCAAUCCUUAUGAAGUAAAGCCAUUGCCACACAUCAUUGGCACAGCCAUGUUCAUGGAAGACGAUAAACUAGGAUUACAGGAGUCUUCCAGUGAUGACAGCUCCAAGGUUACAUUUAGUCCAGAGGACACAGACACAGAGGAAGACUUGGACAUGGAAGAUGAAACUGAUAUAAACCAGAAACACAAGCCAAUUCCAGCAAGCAGCUCAAGAUUAAUGGAUGAUAGUGAUUCAGACUGGUCAGAUGAGCCAGUCAGAACCUCAAAUAAAAACCCACAGCCACCAAACAUGACCAGUGAAGAUGACGACGAUGAUGAUGAUGAUUUCUUUGGACCAUCCUCUAAAAGCUUCAAGCAAGUUAACAAUGGAUCAAAUUUAUCUUCAGAGCUUAAUAAAAAGCUUCAAAGUGCCACAGCAACUUCUCAAAGAGUCAAUGAAAUGGAUUCAGACACUGAUGAAGACGGAGAUUUGUUUGGCUGUAGACCAGAACCUCUGGCAUCUUCAAAUAGCACAGUUCCUUCUUCAACAGCAUCUGUUUCCAAACCUCCAUCACUUGGGGUGGAAAAUGUGAGAGCCAUGCCAGAUCCUGCAGGUGUGCGGUUGCCAGCUGCAUCCGGCCGCCUAAAGAAGAGUGAGGGAAAUCUGUUUGCCAGUGACAGUGAUGAUGAAGGAGACUUGUUUGGACCAAAACCUCAGCCUUCUGGUAUGAUUAUAAAAUUCAGUGUUUUGGAGCACAAUCAGAUAUAGAUAGAUAGGGUACAGGAGAUAAAUAUUUAGGACUCUUAUUACUUAUAUGGGACAUUUUGAUUACUAGUAAUGACUUACUAUAGAUAUUGAUGUAGAUGGAUGGAUGGAUGGAUGCUUGGAUAGAUGGAUGGAUGGAUGGAAGGGUGGAUGGAUGGGUGGAUGGAUAGAUAAAUGGAUGGAUAGAUGGAUGCUUAG